Messenger RNA from Lactuca saligna, 2015 nucleotides. Lineage: Eukaryota; Viridiplantae; Streptophyta; Magnoliopsida; Asterales; Asteraceae. The record is from the annotation of a GenBank genome assembly.
AUGAUGCUUUUGGCACAAUACGUUAUAGUACCAACUUCUUUUAAUUUAAAUCCAAACAUUCCAGGACAUAAUAGGAGGCUACGAUGGGUUUUCAAACGGGCGGUCGUUACACUUGAUGACACUUUGAUACAUGUUGUCUCUGCUAAGAAACAAUACUUAUAUAGAAGUAGGGGAAAGAGAGAUUGUUACCAAAGCAUAUUGGGAAUUUGUGAGUUCAAUAUGAUUUUUAUAUUUAUUGUGGCUGAGUGGGAAGAUGUAACACAUGACUCUAGAAUAUUAUCAGAAGCAGUAGUUGAUCCACAAACAUUAUUCUCGUUUCCACCACCAGACAAAUAUUAUCUUUGUGAUGUCGUGUAUGCACACACUCGAGGAUUUAUGGCCCCUUAUCGUAAUGUGAGCGUAGACUCACGGCACGCUUGGAUUCGAUUCCGCAUUCUUCGAAUUGUGAUUUUGGUUGACGAUCGAUCUUUUCGUGAAAGCUUCGCUUCGAUCUCGUGCAAUCUCCGACUUUUCUUGAAAUAUCUAGUUUUAGUUUUAUCCUCGGAAACAGAAUCCAAGCGCGAAGACGAGAUUGUUGGUGAUGGAUCUAACUAUGUGGUUUUUGCCGGAGGCGGUGGCGAAGGUCGAAGUGGAAUCCCUAAUGCGCUCGUCAUCUCCCUCUUUGACUCCGCUUCCAAUUCCCUUUCGGACCAACCCGUGAACAAGUUUGGGCUUGAUGAUGAGCUUCCAUAUAGAAUGGCUGUUCACCCAGGUGGUGAAGGUGUUAUAUGUUCAUUACCAAAGAGUUGCAGAUGGUUCGAAUGGGAAGCAACCAAGAAAGAUGAUGACUUCACGUUGAAUCUAAAGCAGUCUGAGAAAGUCCUAUAUGAAUUAGAACAUAUUGGACAACAACUUGCAGUUACUUUUAGUCAUGAUGGUUCUUUACUUGCUGUAGGUGGUGAGGAUGGUAAGCUGAGGGCAUUCAAGUGGCCCAGUAUGGAAGCAACUAUUGAUAUCCCUGAUGCUCAUGGCUCUGUGAAAAAUUUGGAUUUCAGCCCUGAUGGAAAGUUUUUGGUGUCUGUGGGAAGUGGUGGCCCUGGUAGAGUUUGGGACACCUCAUCAUCAACCAAUAAAGCUUCUUUACCAAAAGAGAAUGAUGAAGUUUUUGGGUUUUGCAAGUUUUCACAUGAUAGCUUGAAUAAUGAAGUUCUGUAUGUCACUGCAAUGCGAGAUCGAGGAGGAAGUAUUGUUAAGUGGAAUACAACAACAUGGAAGCGUAUAAGCUCAAAGUAUGUAGUGAGAGACCCGAUUUCUGCCUUCAAUGUGUCAGAUGAUGGGAGGUUUCUUGCCAUAGGUACGAUUCAAGGGGACAUAUUUAUAUUGAAUGCUAGUAAUUUGAGGGUGCAGAGUGUAGUGAAGAAAGCACAUCUUGGCCUUGUUACAGCCCUAGCCUUCUCACAGGAUUCAAGAGCCCUGGCAUCUGCUUCUCUUGAUUCAAGUGCAAGGGUCACACAAAUCAAAGAAACAAAAAACAAUGGAUUUAACAUAUGGAUCAUACUGUUAUUCAUAUUACUUGCAGCAGCUUUAUAUUAUGCAAAAACAGAAGGCUAUCUUCUUCUCUAAGCAAACAAAAAUUCUCACUUGUAUUGUAUCCCAACACUAGACCAAAAACUUGGCUCAACAAUUCAAAAAUGUUUUGUGGGUAACUGUACCCAUGCAAUGUAUGUGACUUAAAUUAUAUCAGGUAGAAUUAAUACCAUUUUCAUUCUACUUGCAUAUAUUUUCAUUGUGUAUGUGUAUGUGUAUACUAUACUUUUUCCAUACAUAUGAUUUCAACAUUUUCAUAUCCUUACAUGAAUGUGAGAAUCUGUAAGUGAGAUCUAUUUUAUGAUCAAAAUAAGUUUACUUAUCAUUAAGCUUGAAAUGGCUUGAUUUUUGGACCCAGAAAGCAAAUAUAGAUUUUAUCAAGUCUGUAAGGGCGCAGUAAAUAUAUAAAUCCUAGUUUUGGUUAAUAGUUGCUAAAUGGUAUGCAGUCG